CCCCCCGGCCCGGGGGGUCGGUACCUGCUCAUCGACAGCCAAGGUUUGCCCUACACGGUGCUGGUGGCGGAGCCGGGGGGCGCGGCCGGGGCCCCCCCCCGGGGCCGGGCGUUCUGGUGCCCCGAGUGCGGGCGCUCCUUCGCGUACCUGUCGUACCUGCAGCGCCACAGCAUCACCCACUCGCCGCUGAAGCCGCACGUGUGCCGGGCCUGCGGCAAGGCCUUCAAGAGGACGUCGCACCUGGAGCGGCACCGCUUCACCCACGCGGGCAGGAAGCCCCUGGGCUGCCCCCUGUGCCCGCGGCGCUUCAGGGACUCGGGCGAGCUGGCCCAGCACCAGCGGGUGCACACGGGGGAGAGGCCCUUCCCCUGCCCCCAGUGCCCCCUGCGCUUCGGGGAGCGAAACACGCUCCAGAGGCACCUGCGCAGGAAGCACCCGGCGGGGCGGGAGCAGGGCUGCUGA
Messenger RNA from Corapipo altera (White-ruffed manakin), 462 nucleotides. RefSeq names its product zinc finger protein 581-like. Gene Ontology annotation, molecular function: DNA-binding transcription factor activity; RNA polymerase II cis-regulatory region sequence-specific DNA binding. The record is from RefSeq and is a predicted model, not a curated record. Gene Ontology annotation, biological process: regulation of transcription by RNA polymerase II. Lineage: Eukaryota; Metazoa; Chordata; Aves; Passeriformes; Pipridae.